UUUUGCCAUAUGCAAAAUAAGCGUGAGCGGCAAGAGUAGAAGCCAGUAACCAAGAAAACUUACUGAAUGCUAAGGAGUACUACUUUGACAUCGAUGACAGCCGAGGGCGUAAAACGAUCCUAAAAAUCCGGUUUUGGUAAAUACACCAAUGCCUAGAUUGGAACCGAAAAUAACUCCGCAUUCCUUCGUAACAGAGGCUUCACAUCCGUCGCGGGCCGAAUGCGGUUAAAGAUAUGUGCGCUAUAGCUAUGCAACUGUACGAGUAACUCGAGUGACUUUGUGCUUCUUCCGAGGAAAAAAAGUAAUUAGGAGCAGCAUCAAGGAUUUUAAGAUGAUAGGGAUGUGUUGGGAGCACUGGAAGCACUGGGAGCAGGGAACACUGGCAAGACUUCAUGAAUUCAAACAAGACAGGCAAGGAGAGCAUUCGGUUUUUAUAUCCGUCAGAGACAUGGAACUGCGAUGAUAUUACGAUGAGUCAACAAAACUCGAGAUGGCAUAGCAUUUUCAAAAGAGAUAAGGAUCUUUAACAACAAGUUGAUUCACUAAUCAAAAAUCAUGUAAAGAAGCCCGAAGGCGGAAUGUUAGUAUGCGAUGGAAAGAUUAGCUCAACCGUGAAACUCGAGAUGGCAUAGCGUUUUCAAAAGAGAUAAGGAUCUUUAACAACAAGUUGAUUCACUAAUCAAAAAUCAUGUAAAGAAGCCCGAAGGCGGAAUAUUAGUAUGCGAUGGAAAGAUCAGCCCAACCGUGAACAUAGAACAUAGGAACAGGGUCGGGAACCACUAAAUUUCCGUUGGCAGCCCUGUUCCCAAGCAAUUAGGAGCAGCAUCAAGGAUUUUAAGAUGAUAAGGAUGUGUUGGGAGCACUGGAAGCACUGGGAGCAGGGAACACUGGCAAGACUUCAUGAAUUCAAACAAGACAGGCAAGGAGAGCAUUCGGUUUUUAUAUCCGUCAGAGACAUGGAACUGCGAUGAUAUUACGAUGAGUCAACAAAACUCGAGAUGGCAUAGCAUUUUCAAAAGAGAUAAGGAUCUUUAACAACAAGUUGAUUCACUAAUCAAAAAUCAUGUAAAGAAGCCCGAAGGCGGAAUGUUAGUAUGCGAUGGAAAGAUUAGCUCAACCGUGAAACUCGAGAUGGCAUAGCGUUUUCAAAAGAGAUAAGGAUCUUUAACAACAAGUUGAUUCACUAAUCAAAAAUCAUGUAAAGAAGCCCGAAGGCGGAAUAUUAGUAUGCGAUGGAAAGAUCAGCCCAACCGUGAACAUAGAACAUAGGAACAGGGUCGGGAACCACUAAAUUUCCGUUGGCAGCCCUGUUCCCAAGCAAUUAGGAGCAGCAUCAAGGAUUUUAAGAUGAUAAGGAUGUGUUGGGAGCACUGGAAGCACUGGGAGCAGGGAACACUGGCAAGACUUAAUGAAUUCAAACAAGACAGGCAAGGAGAGCAUUCGGUUUUUAUAUCCGUCAGAGACAUUGGAACUGCGAUGAUUUCACGAUGAGUCAACAAUACUCGAGAUGGCAUAGCGUUUUCAAAAGAGUUAAGGAUCUUUAACAAGUUGAUUCACUAAUCAAAAAUCAUGUAAAGAAGCUCGAACGCGGAAUAUUAGUAUGCGAUGAAAAGAUCAGUCCAAUCGUGAAAUUCCAGAUGGCAUAGCGUUUUAAAAAGAGUUAACAAUCUGUAACAACAAGUUGAUUCACUAAUCAAAAAUCAUGUAAAGAAGCCCGAAGGCGGAAUAUUAGUAUGCGAUGGAAAGAUCAGCCCAACCGUGAACAUAGAACAUAGGAACAGGGUCGGGAACCGCUGAUUUCCGUGGGCAGCCCUGUUUCUUGCUCCCCCUACCCCCCUCCCCUCCACCUCCCGCCCCAUACGCUCUAUGUGAUGAAAACAGAACUGGAGUUCUCGAGCAGCAAAUCGCCUGGAGUUCUUGAGCAGCAAAUCGUUCGUCGCGUUCGCGUCUUCGCUAUUAGCCUGUACACUGGUCUCUCACUUUGAUAGGUUUGAAGCAAGUCUAUACAAAGGAUGAACCAAGCUCGACAGCAAACAAGUACACAAGAAGAAACCUGCGAGCAAAAUUUAAGUCACGAAACAAGCUUCCAACUUCACAAAACUCUGUGUGAACUGUUAAACCACCUCGGCUUGACUUGGCAAGGGCGAAUGAGAUAUCAGGUCGCAAGCCCUAUUCAGCAACAACAGAAUGAAAGAUCGAGAUGCUUCAAUUGGGAAUGUCCAGGAAAGGCAGAGUAUGAAACUGUCCGUGGAAUUCUGAAACAAGAAAAGCAACUGUUGCAACAAGAACACCUUGAAGGUAAAGAUACCUCGCUGAGAAANACGUAA
Molecule: messenger RNA, 2327 nt
Organism: Orbicella faveolata
Lineage: Eukaryota; Metazoa; Cnidaria; Anthozoa; Scleractinia; Merulinidae
Source: RefSeq, a predicted model, not a curated record